Drepanopeziza brunnea f. sp. 'multigermtubi' MB_m1 is the source of this 2163-nucleotide messenger RNA. NCBI's taxonomy places the organism in Eukaryota, Fungi, Ascomycota, Leotiomycetes, Helotiales, Drepanopezizaceae. The record is from RefSeq and is a predicted model, not a curated record.
AUGUCUCUGUUUGGAACCUCGCCAGACGAGGCCAGCCCAGCGCGAGCUUCCAAGUCCCGAUCGUCUCUAUUCGACGACGAGCCCAGCCCAGCUCCAGGAUCAAAGUCCUCAUUAUUCGCAGACGACGAUAAUCCUCCAGGCGCAUCGCCGUGGGGAUUACUAACACAGCAAAAAGUUGCAAGGGGAGAAUUGGUCAAGAACCUGCUUCCAGCCGGAGUUGUUCCCGAUAGUUACAUCGAUACGUUUGACAACCUAAUGAGAGGCGGAGACGGGCUCGAGGGAAAGCUCACACCAGCUGGGAUAACUAGAGUAUUGAGUACUAGCAAGAUUGGCGAAGACGAGCAGAGUCGGAUCGUGAGCAUAAUCACUUCUGGAGGGCAGCUCUCGGAUAUCAGCAGGAACGAAUUCAAUGUUCUGCUUGCAUUGGUUGGGCUGGCACAAGAACGUGAAGAUAUCACACUAGAUAGUGUUGAUGAGAGAAGAGGGAACCUGCCAGAACCAAGUCUUCCAAGUUUCUCCACCCCGGUUCCUGGAGUCAAAGAACUUGCUGCAAAGCCUCCCCAGCGACCUGUAACACCUCCACCAGCUUUACUUCCCAUCUCGCCACCGAAACAGAGCAUGAUGCAGAAAGGUUCGAUCAGUUUUCCCGAGGCAGACCCGUGGGGGAGUCCUGACUUACAUAGAGGCCACAACCAUGAAGGAAACCCUCAACGCAAUGGGAUAUCUAGGACAGUUAGCAAUGGAGGCCACGAACCGGUUAGGACAACAAGCAACUUCACGAUAGCAUCAACAGAAGCGCCCAAUGUUACCUCCAGCCAGCCAGCCGAAGACGCGAUCUCUGCUCCUGUAGGCGGCAUCUGGGGUUCUUAUGAGGGUAACUCCGCUGCUUCUUAUCGUGAUUCGAAUGCCACUACAAUUGGCGGCGAUGGAUUUGAGACUCCAGGUGGCGGCGGCGAUCGUCCUGCGCCAGAUCCUCCAGUUCGCUCUUUUGGUGGUGGCCGAGUUUCAGGCGGGGGUGUAGAAGAGAACAUAGUCGUUACCUUAUUACCAGAGAAGGAGGGCAUGUUCAUGUUCCAACACCACAAUUAUCAGGUCGCGAGUAUUCGUCGUGGUAGUAAGGUUGUGAGAAGAUACAGCGACUUUGUUUGGCUUCUAGAUUGCCUACAAAAGCGGUUUCCCUUCCGGCAGCUACCACUGCUACCACCAAAGAGGGUUGGAGUGAACGGAACCCAUCUUGCUGCUGACAGUACUUUCAUCGAGAAGAGGAGAAGGGGAUUGUCACGCUUUGUGAAUGCUCUCGUCAGACAUCCCGUACUAUCGCAAGAACAACUGGUCAUUAUGUUUCUGACAGUUCCAACCGAGCUUGCCGUAUGGCGCAAACAGGCCACGAUUUCGGUCCAAGAGGAAUUCCUCGGGAGACCGUUGCCCCCAGGACUGGAAGACUCCUUGCCGCCGACAUUGAACGAGCUUUUCGACAGGACACGAAGUGGAGUACGACGGUCUGCUGAGAUAUACAUUAACCUGUGUAACCUCAUGGACCGUCUUUCGAAGCGCAAUGAAGGCCUCGCUGCUGAUCAUUUAAGAUUAUCUCUGUCACUACAGGUAUUGAUGGAUUCCUCAGAGGAUACCUACUCAACGGAUACAAACGAUGUUCCGCUGCUCAACGAAGGUCUCAACGCAACAGCCAAGCACCUCUCGAACAGCCAGACUCUACUGGAAGACGAAGCCAGAGCUUGGAAUCAAGGAGUGCUGGAGGAUUUGAAGAGGCAGCGUGAUGCCCUGGUUAGUAUGAGAGACAUGUUCGAUCGUCGCGAUCGGUACGACAAGGACAACAUUCCAACACUGGAACGCCGAAUUCAGAACAACGAGACCAAGCUUAUGACAAUUCGUUCUAAGCCCGAAGGGUUGGUAAAGCCCGGAGAGAUUGAAAAAGUCACCGAGGCUAUCAUUAGGGACAAGGAGUCAAUUGUGGCCCAGCACGCACGAGGGGUAUUCAUCACGGAAUGUAUACGCGAUGAGCUUGUUUUCUUUCAGCAGUCACAAUAUCACAUUAGCAGGUGGAACCGGGACUGGGCGCAAGAGCGUGUGAAGUACUCUGAGAUGCAAGCUGAUAAUUGGAAGCAGCUGCAUGAGGAGUUGGAGGGCAUGCCUCUGGGAGAUUAG